AUGCCUCAUUUUAUCGGACUCAAGCUAUUGAGUGUCUUUAGUAUCGGAAGUCUUGUUGCUUCCCAGCUAUUUCUUCCACUAUUCUUCAAAGACAUCCUUGGGCUGGGGUCAGAUAAGAUUGGAAUGAUAUUUUCUAUCAUUCCGUUUACAUCCUGCAUUGCGUUUCCGUACUGGACCCAUCUGGCAGACCGUACACAUGCCUAUAAGACCAUUAUGAUAAGCAAUAUGUUUAUCGCACUUUUUUCUAUUCUAUCUAUCGGUCUGGUACCUUUUAUAACCAACCAGGAAUCAACCACAAUUGUUUUGGUGGCUCUUGGUUGCUUUGGCUAUGCAUUCUGUGGAUAUCCGAUGAUUUCUGCCAUGGUCGACUGUGUGACUCUGAGGGCAUUGGGUGAUGACAAGGCAUUAUAUGGAAGACAAAAGAUUGGCUGUCCGAUUGGAGUCAGCUCUGCAAUCUUUUUGGUUGGUCUGCUGCAGGAGACUUUUGAGACUCAGUAUGCACUCUUUUGGGUAUACGCCGUGUAUGUGCUUGGGUUUAUUGCCACAAUUGCAGCCAUAGAUCUGACACCCCACCGAUACCCCAAGCCCGUCGACGAGGAAGAAACACCUCUUCUGCCGGACCCUGCAUCAGCUGCCACCUUAAUAGCCGUAGGAUCAACCACCCCAUCUUUGUCUGAAAACGGUGUCGAGAAGCAAGACAAGUCGAUGUGGCAUCUGUUCCGUCAGCCAGAAAGCAUGCAUUUCUACACAGUAGUCGCAAUCCUCGGCUUCUGUUUCUCCACCUUUCAGAUCUUUUUGUUUAUGUUUAUCCGCAAUGAUCUUCAUGGCACACCUGCCAUGAUUGGUCUGCUUGGUCCACUAAGUGGCUUCUCUGAAUUAUUGGUGUUCUUCUUCUCCAAGCAGAUAUUCAAGGCUAUGGGCGUCCGGUGGAUGCUGACCAUAGCUCACCUUAUUGCUAUCUAUCGAGUCAUUAUCUACAUCUUGGCCAUGGAGAUUACCUGGGGUGCUUGGCUGGUUACCAUUAACCAUCUUGCUCAUGGUGUAAUGUUUUCAAUGAUAUGGACUGCUGCAGCUCUGCAGGCAGAUGCAGUGGCUCCUCUUGGUUUAAAGAGUACGGCUCAAGGCCUACUGAAUGUCAGUUUCAAUGGCGUCGGUGGAGGCACAGGAGCAUUAGUGGCUGGUUACGUAUAUGAAAAUCGCGGAGUGGCCGAUAUGUGGAUUAUGCUUGGAUUGGUUGCCACAGCUGGCCUUGUAAUCUUUACUUUACCAGCAGCCAAAGCUCCCUUUCGCUGGUUAGGAAAGCAUUUUUAA
This is a messenger RNA of Phycomyces blakesleeanus NRRL 1555(-), 1311 nucleotides long. RefSeq lists its product as hypothetical. Gene Ontology annotation, cellular component: membrane. The transcript has 5 exons. The coding region runs from base 1 to 1311 and encodes 436 amino acids. The record is from RefSeq and is a predicted model, not a curated record. NCBI's taxonomy places the organism in Eukaryota, Fungi, Mucoromycota, Mucoromycetes, Mucorales, Phycomycetaceae.